AAAUUAUUUUAUUAAUCUUGGUCGAUGAAAGACUAUGUUCAUUGUUAAUUAUGUGAUGAAUUAAAAUAUGUGUUCAUGAAGUUAAGAAAUUUAUUAAUAAUUUCGAACUAGUUUUACAAUGUCUUAAAUUUAGUACUGUGAGAACCAUAAAAUUUUGGGAUAGAGAGACUGUUCGACUCAGUUUUGAUAAGUCUAGUGGGUAUUAUUCCUAUCCAUCUAUAUCUUCCUUGAUAAAUGUCUAAUGAGUAUUAUUCCUAUUCCAUUUAUACCUUCCUUGAUUAAUGUCUAGUGGGUAUUAUUCCAUCUAUAUUCUCCCUGAUUAAUGUCUAGUGAGUAUUAUUCCUAUUCCAUCUAUACCUUCCUUGAUUAAUGUCUAGUGAGUAAUAUUCCUAUCCAUCUAUAUCUUCCUUGAUAAAUGUCUAAUGAGAAUUAUUCCUAUUCCAUUUAUACCUUCCUUGUUAAAUGUCUAUAGUGAGUAUAAUAUUCCUAUUCCAUCUAAAUCCUCCCUGAUUAAUGUCUAGUUAGUGUUAUUCCUAUUCCAUCUAUACCUUCCUAGAUAAAUGUCUAGUGAGUAUUAUUCCUUUUCCAUCUAUACCUUCCUUGAUAAAUGUCUAGUGAGAGUUAUUCCUUUUCCAUCUAUAUCUUCUUGAUAAAUGUCUAAUGAGUAUUAUUACUAUUCCAUCUAUACCUACCUUGAUAAAUGUCUAUAGUGAGUAUAAUAUUCCUAUUCCAUCUAAAUCCUCCCUGAUUAAUGUCUAGUUAGUAUUAUUCCUAUUCCCUCAAUAUCCUACCUGAUAAAUGUCUAGUGAGUAUUAUUUCUAUAGCAUUUAUACCUUCCUUGAUUAAUGUCUAGUGAGUAAUAUUCCUAUUCCAUCUAUACCUUCCUUGAUAAAUGUCUCAUGAGUAUUAUUCCUAUUCCAUCUACACCUUCCCUGAUUAAUGUCUAGUGGGUAUUAUUCCUAUUCCAUCUAUAUCUUCCUUGAUAAAUGUCUAAUGAGUAUUAUUCCUAUUCCAUCUAUGCCUACCUUGUUAAAUGUCUAUAGUGAGUAUAAUAUUCCUAUUCCAUCUAAAUUCUCCCUGAUUAAUGUCUAGUUAGUAUUAUUCCUAUUCCCUCAAUAUCCUACCUGAGAAAUGUCUAGUUAGUAUUAUUCCUAUUCAAUAUAUACCUUCCUUGAUAAAUGUCUAGUGGGUUAUAUUUGUAACCUUCCCUGAUUAAUACGUUCAUUAACCUUCCUCAAAUAAUGUCUGCAAGUAUGUUCCUAGAGCGUAUAUUUGCUCUCUACCUCUCUCAGUGUCUAGCCGCCAUAAAACAAAGAGGAGAUAAAUCUAAACAGAACUUCACAGAAUCUAAGAUGAGUGGAUCGGUGGCAGUAGUAAACGAUCAAAACCGUUAUAUUUUUGGUAUAACUGGUACUGUUAAAGAAAUAAUAUAUCCUAGCAAAGCUAUUCUUGGCUUCAAAUACAACGGGAAGGAGGAGAAAGCCAUUUUACUAGUUCACAAGUUCCUAAUUGACGGCUGUAACGUCGAUGAACAGAAACUUAUGAGUGAUCUACUUAAAAUCGGCGACGUUCUGGAGUUUGACGGCCAUAUUUACGACAAGGGGGGCCAGGGUGCUGGCAAAGAUCGGUGUAAUUACUACGCUAUGAGGGCCUGGAAGGCGAGCCAAUCUAAACUUGUUUCUAAACAACAAAUGUUGACAAAUAAAGCUGCCCGGCCUCCGGUAAUUGUCGGCACUGGGUUCAUUUCAGAAGUCUUUCCAAGGAAGGGAGUAUUAACCUUUGAUAAAGACGGACACGAAGAGCGUGUUCUAUUUCUUGCAAGUAAAUUUUAUCUUUUCGAGAAACGUCUCGGGACAAAACAAGCUUUAGACCAGAUCGUGACUGAUGGAGACCCAGUACAAUUUGAAGCUGUUCCCCAGGAUUCUACAGAUAAUCCACACUUUUGCUCUUGGUUCGCCAGCUUAGUCUGGAAAGGUAAAAAACCGUUUGAAGAAAACGGUACCAAUGUAACUAGUGGAGCUAGUGGUAGACGAGGCUCUAUUGGAUCCACAGGUAAAAGANGGGGGGGGGGCAUAGUUUAA
Messenger RNA from Eurytemora carolleeae, 2081 nucleotides. RefSeq lists its product as uncharacterized. NCBI's taxonomy places the organism in Eukaryota, Metazoa, Arthropoda, Copepoda, Calanoida, Temoridae. The record is from RefSeq and is a predicted model, not a curated record. The coding region runs from base 1242 to 2081 and encodes 279 amino acids. The transcript has 5 exons.